GUGUAGCUGCUACAGCGUGCAGAAAAUAUGUAAUGAAAGGUGUGUGGGAAGAUGCUGCUCCAGUUCAGGACCUCUAAUCCUCUUGCGCAGACUUUUGAGGGACGUAGUGGUCGAUUUUGGUGAAAGUGCUCAUGGGGCUGAGCCUGUCCGUCGACUGCCUCCUGUCACUCAUUUCUCUGGUUCUAAGUGUCCUUGGUGAUCACAGUGAUGUCAGUAUCCAUCACCAUGACUAUUGUGUGCUUGGGGCGGGGCCUGCAGGCCUACAAAUGGGCUACUUUCUGUCCCAAAAUCAGAGAGAUUACAUAAUCUUGGAGCGCAACUCUGGACCAGGAAGUUUCUUCCAGAAGUAUCCUCGUCAUCGAAAACUCAUCAGCAUCAACAAAAUCUAUACAGGAAGGCGGAACAGGGAGUUUAAUCUGCGCCAUGAUUGGAACUCCCUACUGAGUCACAAGCCAGACCUGCUGUUUCAGAGAUUCAGCCGGGACCUGUACCCUGAAGCUGAUGCCUUUCCUCACUACCUCUCUGUGUUUGAGAAAGAACUGGGACUGCAGGUUAAAUAUAACACUGACAUAGGGAGUGUUCGAGCUUUGCAGUUUGGAGGAAGUGCACAUAAAGGCUACAUACUGACUGAUCAGCAUGGGGUGGAUUAUAAAUGCAGAGUUCUGUUAGUGGCCACUGGGCUCUGGAUCCCAGAAGAGGUCAAUUUUGUGGGCUCUGAUUUGGUAGAAGGAUAUGAGUCCAUCUCCACUGAUCCUGAGGAGUACAAAGAUCAGGCCGUGCUGAUCCUGGGUAAAGGAAACUCUGCCUUUGAAACAGCACAGAGCAUCCUGGGAAGAGCCAGCCGGAUCCACUUGUAUAGCCCAAGCCCUGUACGACUAGCAUGGCAGACACACUAUGUUGGAGACCUCAGGGCAGUGAAUAACGAGUUGCUAGACACGUACCAACUAAAGUCUCUGGAUGGCUUAGUGGAAGGAGGACUGGAGGAUAUUGCUGUUGUCCGUGGAGGAAGACUGAAAAGUAGAGCUGAAAAAAAGACGAAGGGGAAAUCUUCAGAAAAGAAAGAGCAGCUCUAUCUUACUCUGUCAGAACUUUUGGACAGCCGCAAUGUCAACCAGGGUACUAAUAUUACUGCGGAGAACCUGCCUGGUUACCAUGACGACAACUUCUCACUAAGACAGCCGUAUGACCGUGUAAUCCGCUGCCUGGGAUUCCGCUUCAACUUCACUAUCUUUAAUGUCUUUGCCCGUCCACCACCGAGCCGUGUUGCUCGGGGCCGUUUGCCGGCAGUGACAGCGUGGUACGAGGGCAGGGGGACGCCCAAUCUGUUCAUCAUCGGAACCUCGGCUCACUCCAGAGAUUACCGAAUGUCUGCUGGAGGAUUUAUUCAUGGAUUCCGCUACACAGUGCGUGCUGUGCAUAAGGUCUUGGAACAACGUUACCAUAACAACACUUGGCCAGCUACCAAACUGCACACCAGUCACUUGCUGUCUUGGAUUUUGAAAAGAGUGAAUGAAGCAUCUGGGCCAUACCAAAUGUUUGGAGUUUUGGGGGAUAUUGUAUUACUGCAAGGAGCUCACUGUGAGUAUCUGGAGGAGUUUCCUGUGCAGGCGCUACCUCAUUUUGCUGCUCUGUCUGGUCGGCGCGUCUCUGAACACGGCCUUCUGGUCGUGAUCAUGCAGUAUGGACUGAACCACACAGACACACUUGGGUCCGGCCGUGCUGAGUCAGAGUGGACCAAAGCCUGGAAGUCGAAUUUCCUCCACCCUGUCAUCUACUACUACAGUACAUUGCCUACAGAGAGAGAUAUGAGGCAUCGCCCGGUUGGAUGGCCUCUGCCACGUCCUGAUGCUGUACAUCACAUGGUCGAAGACUUCCUGACUGAGUGGGACCAGCCUGUGUCUCACAGUCAGCCCCUGCGUCGCUUCCUCGAACACUGCCUUCAGACAGACCUCAGGGCAUUCUAUGCAGAAUCCUGUUUCCAACUUUCCCUCACCAGUCUCAAGCCCCCCAUCUUCUGCCGUCAAGGCUACUUAAACAAAGGAGGCAUCGUGGGUAAUAGCCACCUGAGGCAGCAUGCCCAUGAGGCAGGGCUUAUGCCAAACCAUCAUAAAUCCAUUCUUCCUGCUAAUGAUGGGUCAUUUUCUGAAUACUUGUCACAUGCUGGAGCUGCAGUGACUUCGACAAUCAACUCUGACCUCUGAAGAGAGUAAAACAAGCCAAAGACUGAAUCUCUUAUAAAAAUUAUGAAUAUACAGUAUUUAAUUAUGAAAUAUCAAUAUUAACCUGUACCUCUUAAUGAUAUUUACUUAAAUAAAUGCCUCAUAUUUUUCCAAAGUUGUUUCUAUGCUAUAACUUGUCAGAUCUGUGUUUUGUUUUUUUCUUUAAAUAAGAAAGUGUUGUAUGUGAUGAGCUUGUGGUUUGUGUUGGAUAUUUAAUUUAAUUUUUAAACUUUAAUGAGUACUGUUACCUGGGGUUAGUGGUGGCUCAAUGGGUUAAGACUCUGGGUUACUUAUUGGAGGGUCGGGGGUCCCAGCACCACCAAGCUACCAAUGUUGGGGCCCUUGGUUGUUGGUUCAACCACUUUAUCCCCACAUAGAAGUGUAGAGAGAGAGAGAGAGAGAGAUAGAAGAAUGAGUGCUGUUACCUAUGCGUGUUUAACAUGCACAGAUAUAUAUCACUACUGAGUGAGAUCCUGUCCAAAGGUGCUGGAAAACCUGGAAUUCAACUAGAAUUGAGUGUUCCCAAUUUUAUACUUUCUUAUGAUAAUGCUUAUUAUCUGCAGUUUUACAGUGUUGUAUACGUGCAGAAAUGUUAUGCUUGAACAUGCUGCCAUUGAGAUUUCUACAACUAAAGGAAAUGUAUCCAAAACAAAGCUGUGAGCAGUAACACAGUUGAUGUACCAAUGUUUUGAAUGAAAGAAUACAGGAUAACUUGGGAGUACAUUUAGCACUGGGAAUAAAAUAUUACAAAAAUA
Messenger RNA from Neoarius graeffei (lesser salmon catfish), 2974 nucleotides. RefSeq names its product FAD-dependent oxidoreductase domain containing 2 (gene foxred2). The record is from RefSeq and is a predicted model, not a curated record. The coding region runs from base 132 to 2201 and encodes 689 amino acids. Gene Ontology annotation, molecular function: flavin adenine dinucleotide binding; monooxygenase activity. The transcript is spliced from 10 exons. Lineage: Eukaryota; Metazoa; Chordata; Actinopteri; Siluriformes; Ariidae.